Prorocentrum cordatum is the source of this 1466-nucleotide messenger RNA. Lineage: Eukaryota; Dinophyceae; Prorocentrales; Prorocentraceae. The record is from the annotation of a GenBank genome assembly.
CUUAAGCAUUCUGGUUUGAAUCCAGCUGCCUCGCUGGCAAGUUCCGCCCGUCCCUCCCUGCGCCCGGGGAGCGAUGGCUUUUGUGGAGCGCGUCGUCGGAGCAGCCUCGCAGGGCGCCGUGGGCGCGGUCGUGGCGGGCAACCUGAGCGCGGUGACGGAGCCGGUGGUGAACGCCAUGCUGGUGAAGCGCGUGCCUCUGUCGGAGGCUGUCAAGGAGGUGUCUCCGGAGCGCGUGUACAAGUACCUGCAGACCACACUGGCCACGAACUUCAUCAAGUUCCCGUUCUUCGAGGUCACGAACAUGCUCGUCGGCGGCAUCGACCUGCCUCCCACGCUGAAGGGUGCCCUGACUGGCACCGUAUUCUGCACGGCGACCCUGCCCAUCACAAACUACCGGUUCCGGAAGUCCAUGGACUUGCCAAUCACAGCAGCGAAUCUGUACCAGGCGUAUCUGCCCACGGUGUUCCGAGACAUUUUGUACGGCAUCGUGCGCAACAAGGUCGCGACUUUCUUGUUCCAGUUGAACCCCCAGCGAGCGGGCACGAACCUCGGCCGUUUCUUGAACAUGUUCGCGACAGUCAUCGCCGCUUGUGUGAUCUCUGCGCCAGGCAACGAACUGCGCGGAUAUUGCCUGCAGCCGCCAGCGAAGAAGCAGUCGUUCGCGGAGUUUUUCCAGCCUGCCAAAUUUGUGAGGAGCACCUCUGUCGGCGCGGUGAUCAUGGCAAUCAGCCUGGGUGUCGGCACCCUCGCUACGCCUCAGGUGGAGAAGUUGGUCGCCACCGUGCGGAAGUACUUCAGGAACCAGCCUCUCGGUUUUCUGAUGAUUCUUUUGUUUUCCCUACAUCAAAUUCUCGAGAACAGGCGCCACAGCCAGACGAUGGCCCUGAAGGACGAGCCCGCCAAGCCCGCCAAGAACAAGGCCUCAGCCGAUGCCAAAGCCAAGGCCUGAAAGCAAGAUGCGGUGAGAUCUCCCUCUGUCGAGGCACAAGUGUUUACCCAGUGUGGAUGGCGUCCAGAAAGGCACGACCUGUGAGGCGGUUCUGUUAUCUUCUAGGCUUGGGUCUGGAAGCGGUUCCGCUGUCUGCCCAUUCAGUAGUACGCCGGACCGUUUGAAAGUGUCCGGUUCUGGCCAGUCUCCUGCCAUUUUGCUCGGCCGUUCAAGCGAUGUGAUGGGAGGGAUGAAAGUCGAGUGAAAGCUUGGAUCAGAGCAUCUAAAAGUAAUUGGAGACGACGAAGGCGAGCCAUUUCAGCAGCGACCCGCGUGAGUCGGCACCCCGAGCCGUCGCGCGGGGCGCUCUCUGACUCGCUCCCGCGGGCCUGCGAAUCCCACCAGGCCCCCAUGGGCGCAAGCAGGUGGCCUAACGAGCUCAUUUCUCCCUCUUCAACAACACCUUUUCGAAGGGGGGGGGCCUGCCCCGACGGAGGAGCUGGCGCGCCUAAGAUUGCCGAAGAUGGUUCAAGAAAAC